CUUCAAGUUUUAAAUAGCAUUGUUGGUACAAACACAACUACCCCUCGUGGGGAAAUAAUUUAUAUUAACAAAUUACAUAAAUUGCGGGCUGAAUAGUUGGGUCGUGUUUGAUAAAUUACAUAGCAUUCAUUCAUAAAUUACAAAUUUCUACAAGUAAUAAAAAUGGGUAAUACUAUCCCCAGCGUGAAUAUGGAAGCGGCAUCCCAAAUGCCAAGAGAUCAUGUGCACCUAGCAGCCACUAGCGCCGUGCCUCCACCAGAAUGUCCAAUGCAUCAGAAAGGUGGGGCUGCUGUAGCAACAUCAGCACCAUCACCACCACAACAACAACAAAUGACAACUACUAACACUGCCUCAGCGUCUGAAUGUCCUGUUCAACAUGAUAAAAAUGACAUCAAUCCACUUAAUAUGAUGCCACCAGCCAACCAACAGCCAGCACCAGAUCAACCAUUUCCCCUAUCUACGGAACGUCAAACAUCAAGCAUACCAAAAGUGACAGAAGAUGGCAGUCAGCAGUUCUGGCAAUAUCCAAGUCAACAAAUGUUCUGGAACGCAAUGUUACGCAAAGGUUGGCGGUGGAAGAACGAAGAUGUUUCACAGAAAGAUAUGGGUGACAUUAUUUUCAUACAUAAUGCUAACAAUGAGCAGGCAUGGAAGGAGGUACUUAAGUGGGAGGCACUACAUGCAAAGGAAUGUGGCAAUCCACGCUUGAAGAGUUUUGGAGGUAAAGCUGCUGAUUAUAGUCCACGUGCGCGCAUACGCAGCUGGUUAGGCUAUGAAUUGCCUUUCGAUCGUCAUGACUGGAUUGUGGAUCGCUGUGGUAAAGAUGUGCGGUAUGUCAUUGACUACUAUGAUGGCGGUAUUGUAGACAAGGAUUAUAAGUUCGCAAUUCUGGACGUACGUCCUGCAAUGGACUCUGUCGACAAUGUUUGGGAUCGUAUGCGAGUCGCUUAUAUGCGAUGGAAGUUUGCGGCAUUAGACACGCUGGGCAACCGAACUGAAUCUGGCAGCGGCAAAGUAGAUCACUAAACAGAGUUGCCAAUUUUACUAUUUGUAAAUGAAAACUGGCAAUAAUUUAAUUUAUUUUACACAUACCUAUUACAUUUACCUCCCUAAUGUAUAUUGUAACUGAUAGGCUAAUAAUAGACAAUGUUUGAGUUAAUGCUUCAUUGAAGCAUCAACGAAUUGGCGAUUACUUUCAAAAUAUUUAUGAGUUUCAAAAUAAAGAUCGUAUGAGCCCAAUGAAA
This is a messenger RNA of Anastrepha obliqua, 1244 nucleotides long. It is a transcript of the gene Cchl, whose product is annotated as holocytochrome c-type synthase. Bases 163 to 1026 code for a protein of 287 amino acids. NCBI's taxonomy places the organism in Eukaryota, Metazoa, Arthropoda, Insecta, Diptera, Tephritidae. The transcript has 3 exons. Gene Ontology annotation, molecular function: holocytochrome-c synthase activity. The record is from RefSeq and is a predicted model, not a curated record. Gene Ontology annotation, biological process: cytochrome c-heme linkage. Gene Ontology annotation, cellular component: mitochondrion.